This is a messenger RNA of Striga asiatica, 387 nucleotides long. The record is from the annotation of a GenBank genome assembly. Lineage: Eukaryota; Viridiplantae; Streptophyta; Magnoliopsida; Lamiales; Orobanchaceae.
AUGGAUCAAGCCUCUUCAUCUUGUAUAUCACAGCAUGCCUAUCUGCCAGUGCUUUUCGUGUUGGUCCUAAUUCUGCUAAAGCCUUGUGUUCGUUUCAGUGACUUGGAGUCUUCGUUUGAUCAACCAAUCAGAUCCUUCAUUAGCGAUUCCUUUGAGCACACAUCAUCAUUCUCUUUCUCCUCAGAGUUGAGCCCUCUAAUUUCCGAUUGCGCGUCUUUCGGGACAACACUCGGAGCCCAACAAAGGCAAGACCUCGUGAAGGUCCUUCACAUCCUCAGACGGCUGGUCAAACGUCGACAGCCUGGCAGGGAGAGUCUCCACCCGGCUAAUCACACUCAUCUCACCUGUGAUAGAGUGGUGCUGGAACACGCGUGGCCGGAUUCGUGA